Uloborus diversus is the source of this 426-nucleotide messenger RNA. RefSeq names its product SHC-transforming protein 1-like. Gene Ontology annotation, biological process: cell surface receptor protein tyrosine kinase signaling pathway; intracellular signal transduction. Gene Ontology annotation, molecular function: receptor tyrosine kinase binding. The record is from RefSeq and is a predicted model, not a curated record. The transcript has 4 exons. Lineage: Eukaryota; Metazoa; Arthropoda; Arachnida; Araneae; Uloboridae. Gene Ontology annotation, cellular component: plasma membrane. The coding region runs from base 1 to 426 and encodes 141 amino acids.
AUGCCCAAAGUUCGUAUCCAGUGGUCUUCAAAUGCUCAACCUCUCCUGGGAGAAGCAGGGAUGCCUAGCGAAUGGUCGAAAAAUGGGAGCCUAAUAAAUAAGCCUCCUAGAGGCUGGCUUCAUCCGGAUUCCCAGGUUGCCGAUGGUGGAGUCAAGUACAGUGUCCGAUAUAUUGGGUGCUUGGAAGUGAAUACAUCUAUGAAAAGUCUUGAUUUUGAUCUUAGAUCUCAAGUUGCAAAGGAAUGUAUUAAUAAAGUUUGUGAAACUGCAGGCUUGAAAACCAUUGACAAGAAAAGAAAAGUUGAUAAGCGUGUGUUGCGAAUGCUGGCAGAAAAGCCGAAUAUGGAUUAUGCUGGUUCAAAUGUUAAUCUAAUAAUUACCAGCUCAUAUAUGAUGCUUUCAGUUAUGGAGUCUGGAGAGGUAUAG